UACGGUCCACCUUUAUGUUUAUGCUUACAUAAAAAGGAUGCAUUUCAAAACCCGCCUCCAACUUGGCAAAGAGCAAGGUAAAAAGACCAGUGAGAUUCUGGAAUAAGGCUUCGGUAGUUACAUCGGAAUCGAGGACAUUUUCAGCUUCCAUAGUUUCUCAAAUAAACGAUGAAAUGCAGAUAUUUAAAAGAAUUUCUGCGCUUUCCAACACUGACAACAUUUUAGGACGAUCCGAUAGCGCUUUUUCUGGCAACACCAAACAGCUGAUUUUUUUUUCGCGCCAUUAAAUGCUAUUUCCGAUUCAGAGCAGACUUAAAAUUGUAAACAACGGAUAUUUUUAACUGAAAUGACGACGUUAAUUGAACAGUUGAUCACAAAACUGGGCUUGAGGGAUGAACCCAAUGUGCUAGAGAAAACAACUGAACUGGUGCGCCUGCUGGAUUUGCGAUCCACCAAUGUCCCACUACAUGUUAAUGAAUAUGGAAAGAUUGUUCUGUGCGCAGACCUCGCCUCUACCCUUUUGGGUAUCGGCUUCGAUAAGGAGCAAGCCUUGAAACUAUCUAUGCUUCGCAAGAGCCACUACCUAAACCACAAACGUAUGUUUGAGAAACUGUUGGACCUAAACAAGCUAGCCAGCGUCAAAGACAUUUGCGUGCAGUUAAGUCUCAACGAGGUCUCCCGCAAAGCUGAGGAGCUUAUGACACUUUUCAAGGCACUGGCGGCCACCCAGGACACUGACAUCGAUACCAACCAUCCGCAGUACGCAGCUGUGGCCGUUUUUCAUGCUUGCCGACUUAUGAAGACCAAAGUGUCCAAGACGAAACUAAUGCCCUUUAGUAAUCUAAGGCCCACCCAGUGGCAGCAACUCGAGCAUCAGUGGGAGCGCAUGAUCGCCAAACACUACAAGGAGAACAAAGUGGUCUCUGUAUCAGAUUUGGAGGGAAAGCUGAAACAAAGCCAGCAGGAGAACAUCCUUGGACAGGAGUCAAAAAAAUCAUUAAAGCCGCAGGUAGAGGAUUAUGAAAAAUGGAAGGCAAGAAUGCUGGCAUCAGCACAAGCUAAACUAAUAGAAAUGGAAGCUACGAAUUCCGAAGAGAUAGGAGCAUAAUACUCAUAAAAUGUUCCCCUUAAAGCCAAACUUUUGUCAUUAGGCCAUAACCCAGUUCAUUUUUAUUAUAAAAACAUUCUCAUUACGUAUAAGUAAAAAAUAUUCAAAACUUUUCGAAAAUAAAAUUCGUACUUUUAACAUGCAA
This is a messenger RNA of Drosophila ananassae, 1253 nucleotides long. It is a transcript of the gene Orc6, whose product is annotated as origin recognition complex subunit 6. Gene Ontology annotation, cellular component: nuclear origin of replication recognition complex. Bases 347 to 1108 code for a protein of 253 amino acids. The record is from RefSeq and is a predicted model, not a curated record. Gene Ontology annotation, molecular function: DNA binding. NCBI's taxonomy places the organism in Eukaryota, Metazoa, Arthropoda, Insecta, Diptera, Drosophilidae. The transcript has 2 exons. Gene Ontology annotation, biological process: DNA replication; DNA replication initiation.